Molecule: messenger RNA, 5214 nt
Organism: Hippocampus comes (tiger tail seahorse)
Lineage: Eukaryota; Metazoa; Chordata; Actinopteri; Syngnathiformes; Syngnathidae
Gene: kcnj5
Product: potassium inwardly rectifying channel subfamily J member 5
Exons: 4
Coding region: 630-1940 (436 amino acids)
Biological process (GO): regulation of monoatomic ion transmembrane transport; potassium ion import across plasma membrane
Cellular component (GO): plasma membrane
Molecular function (GO): G-protein activated inward rectifier potassium channel activity
Source: RefSeq, a predicted model, not a curated record
AGUAGAUGCUCCCUCUGUCUUUCCUUUGCCACUGUUUUGUUUUUUUUUUUUUUCAAAGACGAUUUUCUCUUCUUGCAUCUCAUUCAAACCCCCCCGAGGCAUUUUCUGGCAAGUGAUUACAGCACACUCCUCCUCACUGUGGCACUGCCUCGUCUUCAUUGUCAACGCUAAAUACGCAAACGCAUCCUUUCCUAACCUCUGUCUGCAAAACUGUAUUUUGGAUUUUCACCAAGACGUAAUGCAAGCACACAUGGACGCAGGUGAGGGAUGAAUCCUUGAAGGGAAAAGAGGUUUCAUGUGUGCAUGGAAGGGGCAAGAGAGAAGCAACCAAGACACCGGGAACAUAUCGACAUCCCGUUGUCUUGUCCUCUCUCUCCCAUUCUGACUCUGCCUCUAUCUCUCCCCCACCCAUGCCUCUCUGCCUGAGACACACAGCCCUCGCUCACACUUGAUACAGAGCUGUGAGGAGCAGAAGGAGCGGGGUGGCAGUAGAGGAGAGCCAGAAACCGGAGGGGGGGGAAGAAAAAAAAAAAAGGACUGCACAGUUUUGGGGAGUGGAGUAGUUGUGAGAUGCCUCGAAGAGACAGCUACACCCACAAAGACCUGAAGGUGUUGAGCUUCAGUUGAGGAUGGCGGGAGAUUCCAGAAUCCUCAUGGACCACAACAUGGAGAUAGGUGUCACGCCUGCACAGGUGAAGAAGCUUCCUAAGCACUUACGGGAGGCCCAGAUAUCAACAGAGCGAACACACUUGAUAUCCGACCCCUCCAAGAAGCCACGUCAACGCUAUGUGCAAAAGGACGGCAAAUGUAACGUUCAUCAUGGAAACGUGCAAGAGACCUACCGUUACCUCAGUGACUUGUUCACCACACUCGUCGACCUCCGCUGGCGUCUCAGUCUCUUUAUUUUCACGCUCGUCUAUGUCGUCAACUGGCUUUUCUUUGGCUUCCUGUGGUGGCUGAUCGCGCUCAUCCGCGGGGAUCUGUUGCAUGCGGAUGAAGAGGGCUGGACCCCUUGCGUGGAGAACCUCAACAGUUUUGUCUCCGCUUUCCUCUUCUCCAUUGAAACUGAGACCACCAUUGGGUACGGCUAUCGGGUCAUCACGGAAAAAUGCCCAGAAGGUAUCAUCCUGCUUUUGGUGCAGGCCAUCCUGGGUUCCAUUGUGAACGCCAUGAUGGUUGGCUGCAUGUUUGUCAAGAUCUCACAGCCAAAGAACCGCGCCGAGACCCUCAUGUUUUCGCACAACGCUGUCAUAUCGGUGCGAGACAACAAGAUGUGCCUGAUGUUUCGGGUGGGGGACCUGAGGAAUUCUCACAUUGUGGAGGCCUCCAUCCGAGCAAAGCUUAUCCGCUCGCAGCAGACCAAGGAGGGGGAGUUCAUCCCGCUCAACCAAACUGAUAUCAACAUCGGCUUUGACACGGGAGAUGAUCGCCUGUUCCUGGUGUCGCCGCUCAUCAUCUCGCACGAGAUCAACGAAAAGAGCCCCUUCUGGGAGAUGUCCAUGGCACAAAUGGAGAAGGAGGAAUUUGAGAUCGUGGUCAUCCUCGAGGGCAUGGUGGAGGCCACAGGGAUGACGUGUCAAGCCAGGAGUUCCUAUCUGGACACAGAAGUGCUUUGGGGUUACCGCUUUACACCGGUUCUCUCUCUGGAGAAGGGCUUCUAUGAGGUCGAUUACAACAACUUCCACGACGUCUAUGAGACCAACACCCCCGCGUGCAGCGCCAAGGAAAUGGCGGCGAAGCUUCGGGAUGGGCCGCUAUUGCCGCAGCUGUCGCUGUUGAGCACCGAACCAAAAAUGCAUACUUUUGGCCUGUCUGACUUGGACCCACUUAACCAGGAUGAAGACAAGGAGGAAAGAGAAUCAGGAGGUGACAAAGGAGAGACUAACGGCUCGGCGGCUGCUUUGGAGGAGACUCCCUUUGCUGACGGAUUGCCUGGCUGAUUAGCCAUCAGACAAAAAAAAAAAAAAAAAAAAACUCAACCGGAGAGGAUUGGACAGUAUGAUAUUUAAUUUAGUCAAUGGCCAUCUUGUCGCAUUGCAAAGCUUAGAGAAACAGAAAGUGUUCUCCAGCCACUGAACCAUGCAAUACUCCUCUUCUCGUACUAGAGCAUCAAUCUAUAGAAUGGAUUGCUUUUUAGACAUGUACUGUAAGCACCAACGCACAUCUAUAUCGUCACAUAAAAGUUGGUUUUAACUGAUUGUCUUUUUAUAAUCUUAUCAUCAUACCCACCGACCACGAUGCCAGCUAACAACAGCAGGGUACACACAAAGACGACAUGACAAGACAAUACAGCAUUAUAUUGUUCAAACGGUGUGAGGUGUACUCAUAACACAGCACACCACACACUUGAUCUGUCCGCCGACAAUCAGAGUCUUGUCCGCCCAAAAACAGAAGUCUCACGUGAGCAAACGACAUAGAAGCCGGACUGACCUGUGAGAGGCAGAAAUCCGCAGGUGGGUAUCCAGACUGCUAGGGGAAAAAAAACAACAACAAAUAAAGCAAGCAGCAGCGGGAAGGCUACCUGUAAGAAUUUCUUGCCACAACUUCUCCUUUGUCAUUUCUUUUUUGCGGUAAGAUUUGGAUAACACUCAACUCAAUGAGCUGACUCUCUGAUUCUGAAGUCCUCUCACUGUGAGCUUUGCAUCUGUUGCCAUUGCCGUUUGUUUCUUUUCAUAUGCUCAUGUGAUGAUUGGUAAUCGUUUCGUGACACUGAACGGUCCCAGAGCUCCAUGUCCUGUCGACAAUAUUCCAACAUGAAUAUUGAACAUGAUGCCUAUUUGUCGGCUCUAACCAGGGAAGGUAAAGGAUGACUGGACAGGAUAAUCAUCACACAUCAGUUGAUGGGGUCUUUUGCCGGCUUUGGCUGGAACAGGGAGAAUCAGGAUCAGACUCAGGAUUAUCUUUAUGUGUGUGCCCUGCUUGACUUGUACGAGAUUUGUAUGAGAAAGUUGAGCUGAUACCAGUAGACGAGACAGAUUGCACUGUGCUCCUUAUGGAUAUAGCUGAUUUCGCUAAUGGAUAUGCUAGUCUCUUCACUCGGAUGGCAUGCUCUCAGUAUGGGCUAAUUACUUGUCGGAACAUAUACAAUGCGAUCCAAAUGCAACCUGAACUCAACCAAUAUGCAGUUUUCGUUUGUGUAGCUUCACAUCCGUGUGACAUCGAAUUUUUUGCCCUAAAAGAAUCCAGCUUGCACCUCAUUCUAUGCUUAUUUUUGGGGUAAUUAGCUGUAGCAGAGGCUGGUGCAGGAAGAUGCUAUUGUGUGGCUGACUGACUUGAAGUAAGAUUCCGCCCUCCCCCCCCCCGACUAUUGUGAAGUGUCAUUUCAUCAAAAGCAGUAGUAAAUACGAAAUGAGCAACGGUUAACAUGCUUUUUGAAAUUGACAAGACAGUCUCGGCAUUGUGUUACAGAAGCCCAGCCAAUUGAUUCCUAUGCGACGACUCGUAUUGUGGUCAAGACCACAUAAAAUGAAACCCAUGUCAAGACCAAAACUGUCUUUGAGGACCAAGAAAACCGAGGCAGCCUAUAUUAAAUCUUUCAGAAAUCUAUAAAAUGUGAAGAAAAUGGCGGUCACUCAUCGUGUAGUGUUUGAUGGGGCUGAAUUUCACGCAGCCAGUGUGGAAUUGAUUUGCGCUCAAUUACCGCAGGUGUGGAUGUGAGUGGGAAUGCUUGUAAGUCUGUGCUGUCGACCAUCUGGGGUCAACCCAAUCCAGUCUCUGUUUGUCCAUUGACCUUGGAUAACCCGCAGUUACCAGUGACCCUGAUAAGCUGUGGAAAACGGCUCGACGGAUGGUCAUUUCAGCAGCUGAAAUUCAGCUAAUAAAACAAAAUACUGGUUCAGUAUCCAAUCACGGUCGUUACUUUCAAAAACAAAUAAGACAAUGCUCGGCUGAAGCACUCCUGUUGCUGCAGUUUUGGUCUUGACAAUGAAUCCAGUGACCUAUUUUCUCCAGUUUGAUACCUGACUCAGCUAAAAUGCAAUCAAUGACUCUUAAUCGGUCCCGAGACCAAGACAAAACUAUCUUUAAAUCAUCAACUAAUACAGUAUUACACAGUACUGUGCAAAAGUCUUAGUUUACUCCUAGUUUUAUGUAUUGUUUUUUUUUUUUUUCUGGCAUUCGGAUUUAGAAAAACUAUCAUUGAUAGGAGGAGUGGAAUAAGCCAUAACAUUUCGGUGGAUGAUCAAGACAAAAUUGAAGGUACGGUAUCACUGGUACUAUGCACCCCCAUUUAAAAAAAAAAAAAAAAAAAAAGCAUUACAAACAAAUUGGCACUGCCCAUCUUUUUGUCAUCCUCCCAAAAAAUAUGAAAUUGCUUGUGAUCUUGAAAAACAGACAGACUGUCUUCACUUCUUCACAGUCAUGAACUUGACUGAGUGACAUUCAAGUCACAUUUAGCCAUCGUAGGAUUGUUCAAACAACAAAGCAAUUGGUGACCUUGACUUUUGCGUAGUAAACCGAAUCCCUUUGAUGACGGUAGGUUUGAUGAGGGCGAUUAAAUUACCCAACGGGCUACUACUGCUGGUUGAUGCAUGCUGGUUCUUGGUGGAAGUGGCUCUUGAUUUUAUAGCAACUGUUUUUCCAUCCCUCCAUCCAUAAAAGAAACGAUCCCAUGUGUGUUUAUGGAAUAUUUAUUCAUAAGGGAAUCUACCUGCAUAAACACUUGCCUACAGCAACGACGGGAAAAGCUUCCCUGUCUCAUCUCCAUCAUUUGGGGUGUUUCAUGAUGACUCUCACUGGUCCUCACCAUAUUACUUGAAGGGUUCUUCAUCAUUCUCCAUUUUCAGGCUCCAUUUGUUUGCCAAACUGUCCUUUGUCUUCUGUUUAAUGGGCCUUGUUUGGAAGCAGACAAGUGUUUCUGAUCGGGCCAUAGCGGACAGUAGUCAAUUGACUUGCAUGAGGUGACCCCUAUAUCCUCAACUUCUAAGUAUAAAAUACAUUUUAACACAGUUCAAGAUACAGGGUAUUUUCUAGGCACGUAAAAUGUCUGCAAUAUAAAUGACAUUUUAAUAUCCAACUGUCAUUGAUUAAAUUAUAGAUCCCUAAUCGUUUUCGAAUGCUCAAUUUUCCUUUUUCGAGGAUGUAUUUAUUUUCACUGCAUCUGACUAUGUAUCCCAUUUUCCAAAUGAUAGGUUUGUUGUUAGAGAGCCGUCAUCUUUCCUCGCAGGAAUGUCAUCUGUUUUGUUCUCAUGGGAAUAAACAUAAUACAGCCAUAAG